AUGUCUAUCCUCGUCAGUGAAGGUUCUCGGGAGAUAAAAGAUCGUAGUAGUUGCAGAACAUCACUAAACAGCUGCGAUGAGUCCCCAUCGAAAGUCAGUAGACUCACUACCCACAGUUUUAUGGAGAAACGGGAAAUGUACAAAGUUGUGGUGGACGGGGUCGACUGUACGCCAGACAACAUUGUGGACACCCAGUAUGUCACUAUGGAGGGUAUGUUCAGCCACGCCGCUUUCGAAAGCAAAGCGCGCAUCAAAAGCGAAUUGGCGCUCAAAGACUCCAAAUCCAGGACCAAAUCCGCCAUAGACACGGGAAUGAAAGUGUACGCCACCACGAUCUCCCUUGACGACAUCCAUAUCGAUCACACAUACAAUACCGAGGAGGGAUUUCUAUCACAGGACGUCGAUUUAGACAUUGCACCAUCCGCGUUUUACUUGCCUAAACUCUAUCCCGUCAUGUCUUACCCACCGGAAAUAUUCGUCGUGCUUAAAGAGACCGAAACCCAAUUCUUGUUCGAGUUACCCUCGUUUUCAUAUGACAAGGGGACGACCGAAGGUAAUGCCAUCGAAGAAGAAAACGAAUACUAUCAAUACAUAACGGUGGGUAAAGGCAGAAACAGAAAAAUGGUUAUAGAGGAGACUCAAACCAAAGAAAGCGUGUUCCAAUCUCGGCAUACUCUUGCGACUAGACCGGAGAAGAAAAACGCCAUGGCAUUCGCGUCCAUGUGGGAUAUGCACGAUACUUAUGCUAGGUUAGCGCUAUUCAAACCCCAAGAAGAACCAGACGAAAUGGUUCUGUACCAGUCAGCGGAACCGACAUUGUUGCGUAAAAAGAAAAUAAAAACCGAAGAAGUUAGUUUGAGAAAAGGCAAAACUUUUGAAGAAAUCGCUCCUACCGCCGAAUUCAUGGAUGCAGUCCUUUUAGCAGAACGUGUACUGUCCACUCUGGAGUAUUCAAAGCAACAAAAAAGGUUCCGAGGUCUAGUUCCAAUGAAUCCAUUGUCGUUAGAGUUGAUAUACACUUACACAAUGAAACCAUUGUGGACGUUCGAAUGCGAAGACACAAUAAAUCGUCCGAUUACCAGCAUAUCGUUCAAUCCGAAAAAUGAAAACAUUAUAGCUGUAGGACACGGAAAGUUCGGGCAUGCCGAGAAUUACGAUGGCGUUGUUGCUAUUUGGUGUACAAAGAACCCUUGUAAGCCAGAAAGAAUAUACCGCUUUGACGAUCCACUCACAGCUGUGUCAUUUUCAGAAAGAAACCCCAACUGGUUAGCGUGUGGGUUUGCUAAUGGCGACGUCCUCAUAUUGGAUAUUACAUCUUAUCCUGUCAAGCAAAUAGCUCAGAGCAAACGAGACACCAAUCCCUGCUUUGAACCUAUCUGGGUGACGUCCUGGCGCUCGUUAGAAGGGAAAACGGAGUACGUUAUGACCGCGUGUCAAGACGGACGAAUCAAUAAAUUCAUUAACACUAAGACGCAUGACUUUAUCUGUACUCCUAUGAUGCGCUUGUCCACUGUAGAGGGUAAGAUGAAAGGAAUAGAGUCAGGCAAGCCGUGUCUGAAGGUGGACGUUCCCAUAACCCGCUACCCUGCGGCAUUGUGCAUGAAGUGGCAUCCUAGCAUCGACCACAUCUACAUAGUGGGCAGCGACGAGGGAUGUAUACACAAAUGUUCGACGCACUACUUGAACCAGCACAUGGAUGUGUUCCGGGCACAUUCAGGGCCCGUAUAUAGCAUGGAUUUUUCGCCGUUCAUGAAAUGUUUGCUGGUGUCCUGCGGGGCAGAUAACACUGUCAGGUUGUGGUUGGAGGGCGUGGAUGACGUCAUUAUGACUUUGAACUGUCCGUCGGCGGUUUACGGCGUCGCUUUCUGCCCGAUAAAUUCUACAGUCAUCAUAUCGAUAAGUGGCAACGUGUUGUCUAUAUGGGACCUCCGUCGCAAGAAUCACAUGCCGUGCGCUGAGUAUUCGUUCCCCAAUAACGUGGUGCUGACAUAUAUAAAGUUCUCCGCAUCGGGAGACAACGUAUUCGUUGGAGAUACGACAGGGCGGGUGCACACGUUCCAUCUAGAAGACACGCCCAUUCCGCCCUUCUACCAGCGACAACUGCUCGACGAGGCCAUAAAGAAGGCGCUCUGUACAAGACCGCAAAUGCUAAAGCAAUUGGAGAAACUCGGGAAGUGCAAAGAUAAAAAUACAACAGAUCCAUAA
Chilo suppressalis (striped riceborer) is the source of this 2205-nucleotide messenger RNA. The record is from the annotation of a GenBank genome assembly. NCBI's taxonomy places the organism in Eukaryota, Metazoa, Arthropoda, Insecta, Lepidoptera, Crambidae.